Molecule: messenger RNA, 3073 nt
Organism: Enhydra lutris kenyoni (northern sea otter)
Lineage: Eukaryota; Metazoa; Chordata; Mammalia; Carnivora; Mustelidae
Product: lactoperoxidase
Exons: 12
Coding region: 1-2139 (712 amino acids)
Biological process (GO): response to oxidative stress
Molecular function (GO): heme binding; thiocyanate peroxidase activity
Source: RefSeq, a predicted model, not a curated record
AUGCGGGUCCUUCUCCAUCUCCCAGCCCUUCUAGCCUCCCUGACGUUGCUCCAGACUGCAGCGCCAGCUGCAAAUGCACGGACCACCACGACUGCUGCCAUCUCUGAUGCCGUGAGUCAGGUCAAGGUCCAAGUCAACAAGGCCUUUCUGGAAUCCCGGACCAGGCUGAAGAUGGCCAUGAGCUCCGAGGCACCCACCACUCGACAGCUCUCCGAGUACUUCAAGCAUGCCAAAGGCCGGGCACGCACAGCCAUCCGCAUUGGGCAGGUGUGGGAGGAGUCCUUAAAGAAACUGAGGCAGAGAGCGGCCUUGACCAAUGCCACAGACCCCAGUCUGGACUUGACUGCACUGUCUUGGGAGGUGGGCUGUGACGUCCCUGUUCCGGUGGUGCAAUGUGACGAGGACAGUCCUUACCGAACCAUUACAGGAGACUGUAAUAACAGGAGGAACCCCAAGCUGGGCGCCGCCAACAGGGCGCUGGCGCGCUGGCUGCCGGCCGAGUACGAGGACGGGCUCUCCCAGCCCUUCGGGUGGACGCCGGGCAGGACGCGGAACGGCUUCCCCGUCCCGCUGGCCCGAGACGUAUCCAACCAGAUUGUAGACUACCUGAAUGAGGAGGGUGUUCUGGACCAAAACAGAUCCUUGCUCUUCAUGCAGUGGGGUCAAAUCGUGGACCAUGACCUGGACUUUGCCCCCGACACCGAGCUGGGGAGCAGCGAGUACUCCAAAGCCCAGUGUGACAAGUACUGUAUCCAGAGAGACAACUGCUUCCCCAUCAUGUUCCCUCCCAAUGACCCCAAGCUGAAGACUCAAGGCAAAUGCAUGCCUUUCUUCCGAGCUGGGUUCGUCUGCCCGACUCCACCUUACCAGUCCCUGGCUCGAGAUCAGAUCAACGCUCUGACCUCCUUCCUGGACGCCAGCUUGGUAUACGGCCCCGAACCCAGCCUGGCCAGGCGCCUUCGCAACCUCAGCAGCCCACUGGGCCUCAUGGCUGUGAACCAGGAGUUCUGUGACCACGGGCUGGCUUACCUGCCGUUCGACGUCAAGAAGCCAAGCCCCUGCGAGUUCAUCAAUACCACCGCCCGAGUGCCUUGCUUCCUGGCAGGAGAUUCCCGAGCCUCCGAGCAGAUCUUGCUGGCCACUUCCCACACCCUCUUUCUCCGAGAGCACAACCGGCUGGCAAUUGAGCUAAAGAGACUCAACCCUCACUGGGAUGGAGAGAAGGUCUACCAGGAAGCCCGGAAGAUACUGGGAGCCUUCGUGCAGAUUAUCACCUUUAGGGACUACCUACCCAUUGUGCUCGGUGAGGAGAUGCAGAAGUGGAUCCCCCCAUACCAAGGCUAUAACAAAUGUGCCGACCCCCGAAUUUCCAACGUCUUCACGUUUGCCUUCCGCUUUGGCCACUUGGAGGUCCCCUCGACUGUGUCCCGUCUGGAUGAGAACUAUCAGCCGUGGGGUCCAGAGGCAGAGCUCCCCCUGCACACCCUCUUCUUCAACACCUGGAGGAUAGUCAAAGAUGGUGGAAUUGACCCUCUGGUCAGGGGCCUGCUGGCCAAGAAGUCCAAGCUCCUGGAUCAGAACAAAAUGAUGACAAGAGAGCUGCGCAACAAGCUUUUCCAGCCCACCCACAAGAUCCACGGCUUUGACCUGGCCGCCAUCAACAUACAGCGGGGCCGAGACCAUGGGAUGCCUGGGUACAACUCCUGGAGAGGCUUCUGUGACCUCCCGCAGCCCAAGACCCUGAAGGAGCUGAACGCUGUGCUGAAGAACAGGAGGCUGGCUAAGAAGUUACUGGAUCUCUACGGAACCCCUGACAACAUUGACAUCUGGGUUGGGGGCGUUGCUGAGCCCCUGGUAGAGAGGGGCCGAGUGGGGUCUCUCCUGGCCUGCCUCCUGGGGAAGCAGUUCCAGCAAAUCCGUGACGGAGACAGAUUCUGGUGGGAGAACCCUGGGGUCUUCACUGAGAAGCAACGGGACUCUCUCCAGAAAAUGUCCUUCUCACGCCUGGUCUGUGACAACACCCACAUCACCAAGGUCCCACGCGACCCAUUCCAGGCCAACAGCUACCCCCAGGGCUUUGUGGAUUGCUCAGCCAUUGACAAGCUGGACCUGUCACCCUGGGCCUCUGUGGAGAAUUAGGAGCCCAGGCUUCCCCGCCUCCUGCACUGUGCAGUAGCGCUCCCUUUGGUCCUUGAUUCCAUUUCAAUCAAGUUUGGUGACCCAGUCCCUUAGAGCUCCACACCCCAUCCCGGCCCUUCUUUUCAGCCGGGUUUCUCUCUACUCGCCAGAUGCACACCGCGCUCUAGCCCAAGACCAGCACCUCAGCCUUCCCAGCUCUUCCACCUGAAUCCCGCUGCUCCCAUGUCAUCCCCUCUGUCCAUGAGAUGUCACCCAUCCUCUCCCUGCAACAUGUCUCAUCUGAGGCCACAGCCGUUGGGCUCUUAUCUUUCCACCUCUCCUUUCAAACUAGAUUGUAAGCUCCUUGAGCCAGAGACCAGUCUGCUUCCGUGUGUCCCCCGUGGCACCCAGCAUGACGCUCAGCACACAGCACAGGCUCAUUAAACAUCUGAUGGCUGACUGAAGGUAGUGGCAGUGAUGCUAUUCCCUUCCAGAAGGCAGACCUUGGAACCACGGCCAAAUAAGUAACUGGAGGUUUACAGCGCAGACAUGUCUUACCACUAAGACGCUGUGUGCAUGGGUCUGGGGGGUGAGAAGUUAUGGUGUGGUGAGAUUUCAGUUCUCAGAGAAAAAAAGGAAGCAAGGGCUCCUGGGGAAAGAAACAAUGGCCACAGAUAGAGCCAAGGGAGAGGGUUUGGGGUGCUGUCCAGGGAUCAAACAGGGAGGACUUCCAAGCCUGGAUUCCCCUACAGCUAAAGUUGAUUUCCCUUCCAGAAACCCUUCUGGGAACUACCCUCUUCUUUGAGGGCAGUCUUUGGAUCCUAUAAGACCUUUGAAGGGGCAUCUCCAGAAUAUUCCUUGCACUGCUACCCAAUACAUACUCAUGUCUUCUUUUAAAAUGACCCUCCUUGGGGUGCCUGGGUGGCUCAGUGGCUUGAGCCUCUGCCUUCAGCUC